Sinocyclocheilus rhinocerous is the source of this 399-nucleotide messenger RNA. RefSeq names its product RNA-directed DNA polymerase homolog. The record is from RefSeq and is a predicted model, not a curated record. NCBI's taxonomy places the organism in Eukaryota, Metazoa, Chordata, Actinopteri, Cypriniformes, Cyprinidae.
AUGGGCAAGAAAGACGGGGGCUUGAGGCCGUGUAUCGAUUAUCGCACGCUGAACUCCCAGACGGUAAAGCUGCCAUACCCACUUCCCCUGGUCCCAGCCGCCCUCGAGGAACUCCGUGGAGCCCGCAUCUUCACCAAAGUUGACCUGCGGAGCGCGUACAACCUCGUUCGUAUCCGGGAAGGCGACGAGUGGAAGACUGCAUUCAUAACUCCAGCAGGCCACUAUGAAUAUCGGGUCAUGCCCUAUGGCCUAGCUAACUCACCCUCCGUCUUCCAAGGCUUUAUGAACAAGGUGUUCCAGGAGUUCCUUCACUGCUUCGUGAUCGUCUAUAUCGACGAUAUCCUCAUAUACUCCCGGAACCUGGCCGAACAUCGCCACCGCGUGAAGCAGGUCCUCUAG